GCAAGCCCCACCGAUGGUUAAGAUCUCGCGAGAGCUUCUAUCCAGGAACCAUUCCCGCAGGCAGGUGAGCUGAGACGCCCAACCAGCGCAGUUGCAAAGCAGUCUUAUACUUCUUUUCUUAGGCCCUGUGAAAGACACUGCCCUCAGAAAGCUCAGCUGGAAGAAGAGACAGCCCGGGAAGCAAAUGUGGACAAUGGAAGGGCCUGUAAAAGAUGCUGAAAAAAUUUCACAGAAGAGGAAGAGCCCUUUGAAGGAUGAAGAGCCUUCAUCUCAUUUGCUGGAGAGACUACCCUGCUUCCUUCCUCUCUGCCUACACCCCACCUCCCACAAGGGUGAUGUGGCUACAGUGGAACUUUGGGGAAAAGUUGUGCAAAGAACGGGUUGAAGCUUCCUAUAAGGAUGGAUGGGCAAAGGGAUCCAGGACAAGGAGUAUGUGGGUUUUGCAGCCCUCCCCAACCAGCUGCACCGCAAGUCUGUCAAGAAGGGCUUCGACUUCACACUCAUGGUGGCAGGGGAGUCAGGCCUGGGGAAGUCCACCCUCGUCAAUAGCCUGUUUCUCACCAACCUCUAUGCGGAUCGGCAACUGCCAGAGGCCAGUGCUCGCUUGACUCAAACGCUGACCAUCGAGCGGCGGGGUGUGGAGAUCGAGGAGGGAGGUAUUAAGGUGAAGCUGACCCUGGUGGACACCCCUGGCUUUGGGGACUCAGUGGAUUGCUCAGACUGCUGGUUGCCCGUGGUCCGUUUUAUUGAGGAGCAAUUUGAACAGUACCUGAGGGAUGAGAGUGGCCUGAACCGGAAGAACAUCCAGGAUUCCCGAGUCCAUUGCUGCCUCUACUUCAUCUCACCUUUUGGCCGGGGGCUCCGGCCCCUGGAUGUGGCGUUCCUCCGGGCGGUGCACGAGAAGGUCAAUAUCAUCCCCGUCAUUGGCAAAGCGGAUGCCCUGAUGCCUAAGGAAACCCAGGCCCUCAAGCAGAAGAUCCGGGACCAGCUGAAGGAGGAGGAGAUCAACAUCUAUCAGUUCCCCGACUGUGACUCCGACGAGGAUGAAGACUUCAAAAGACAGGAUGCGGAGAUGAAGGAAAGCAUUCCUUUCGCAGUUGUGGGUUCCUGCGAGGUAGUGAGGGACGGCGGGACGCGACCCGUGAGGGGACGCCACUACUCCUGGGGUACCGUGGAGGUGGAGAACCCACAUCACUGCGAUUUCCUGAACCUGCGACGGAUGUUGGUGCAGACACACCUGCAAGACCUGAAGGAGGUGACGCACGACCUGCUCUACGAGGGCUACCGGGCCCGCUGCCUCCAGAGCCUGGCCCGGCCUGGGGCACGCGAUCGAGCCAGCCGCAGUAAACUCUCCCGCCAGAGCGCUACCGAGAUCCCGCUGCCAAUGCUGCCACUGGCCGACACGGAGAAGUUGAUCCGCGAGAAAGACGAAGAGGUGAGCAAGCGCCUCGCCUCCCCACACCAGGGCCCCCAGUCCCCUUUGAAGUCCCUCCCCGGCCUCGCCCGGCCCCAUCGCCGCAAUCAUGCCCCGCACAGCUGCGCCGCAUGCAAGAGAUGCUGGAGAAGAUGCAGGCGCAAAUGCAGCAGAGCCAGGCUCCGGGCGAGCAGUCGGACGCGCUCUGAGGCCCUCGCGGGAGCCCUGCUUCACCUCGGCCCCGCCUACGGCCCAUCUCCUGUCCAAUCCCGGAACCCCAGGCUGCCCAGCGCCGAAUCCCGGAGCUCCAGCCGGUAAAGCCGGCCCUUGAACAGGUUCCCCUGCAUCCUUGAGUUUGUAGCCCCUCCUUUGUCUCCGCCCUUAGCUUCCAGCCCCGCCCCUGACCAUCCCAGUCCCGCCUCUACACCGGAGCAGUGUCUUCAAUAAAAACUAAGUUUCCCUGAG
Messenger RNA from Rhinolophus ferrumequinum (greater horseshoe bat), 1879 nucleotides. RefSeq names its product septin 1 (gene SEPTIN1). The transcript is spliced from 12 exons. The record is from RefSeq and is a predicted model, not a curated record. Bases 404 to 1732 code for a protein of 442 amino acids. Gene Ontology annotation, molecular function: GTP binding; molecular adaptor activity; GTPase activity. Gene Ontology annotation, cellular component: microtubule cytoskeleton; cell division site; septin complex. Gene Ontology annotation, biological process: cytoskeleton-dependent cytokinesis; regulation of exocytosis. Lineage: Eukaryota; Metazoa; Chordata; Mammalia; Chiroptera; Rhinolophidae.